Prorocentrum cordatum is the source of this 3696-nucleotide messenger RNA. The record is from the annotation of a GenBank genome assembly. NCBI's taxonomy places the organism in Eukaryota, Dinophyceae, Prorocentrales, Prorocentraceae.
AUGCCUGUCCGCCGCGCGAUCGCCCCGCGGUGCGCGGGCCCGCCGGAUGAGCAGGACAAGGGUUUCACGGGCAAUGCCGCCGAGAAAUGUCGCGCGGGCGUCGGUCCAGAGGAGACGGUCUCCGUCGGCCCUGUGCUUUAUCCAGCGCUAGCGCGGGACGGCGACGCGGGCGCCGCUGCGGAACUCGGUAUGGGCAGUGGCGACCGAGCCGCGGCUGCGGAGCGCGGCGCUGUCGCGCCCGACGGCGCAGCGUCGCUGGCAAGCGAGGCGGGCUUCCUAGCGAAUGCGCCCGCCGAACUCGUCGUCGGCGCGCAGGCGGGCGCGCGGAUGCACUCCCUCGCCGGCGGCGCGACGAAGCCGCUGCCGCUGCAGAACGCAGCGCAGGGGCGCCUGGCUCCUGGGGGGGCGGCGCAGGCCCGAUCGCCGGCGCAGCUUCCGCCGCUGACCAGCCUGGUAGCAGCGAGAGCCGCUUGCGCGGCGGCCGUCGUGGAUCUUCGCGCCGCGGCUCAGUGCGUGGGCGCGGGCUGCCGGAGCCAGCUCGAGGAUGCGGUGGCCUCUGCGCGCGUGGAGAGCGCUGUGGCGAAUGCGCCGCAAGCCUUCCGCGUCGGGCCGGGGGGGCUGCCGGGCGCCGUCGAGCCGCGGGCGUGGCCCUCGGCGUUCGUGCAAUUCUCUGGCGGCGACUGCGCCCCGAACUUGAGCCAGCCGCGUCGAGGGCGAAUUCAGCGGGUCCUUCGUUACUUGAUCGAGCGCGAAGAAUUGGAGUGCGCUCUCCCGUCCGACGCGGUCGACCCGCUCACCCCUGGCGGUUGCUACAAAGCGCCGUCGCACUUCCGCUGGAGCACCCCCGACAUGCCAGCUGUCGUCGCGAGCGCGUGGCGCAGGCAGCAAACGCCUUGCGCCGCGCCGGGCGUGUGGAUGGGCGACGACGGGCGCGUCUGGCCGCGACUGCCCACCGCGGGGCCAGAGCCCAGCGGGCGGAUCAAAGCCGAGCUGCAGGCGUCGAUUGAGCGGCAGCACCCGCCGCCAAACCCCUGCGAACACCUGCCGCUGACAGGGGCAGUGCAGUGCGAGACGCCAACUUGCCGCCUUCCCAGCAGCUUCGGUCGAAUUCGCGCGCGGGGCGAGUGCGGUCAUUGUUCUGUCGAAGGCAGCGCUGCGACAGGGCGCGAAUUCGCUGGCGGGCAGUGCUGCGUCGGGGGCGAAUUGUUCGGCGCCCGUAAGCCAUUCCGCUCCGCCGCCGCAGCGGAGGACUCGUUUGCGGACAGCGCGGCGUUGGCUGCGAGCUUCGCCCGCGACAGUGCUGCGUGGGGCCCCGCGCAGGGGGCCGCGCUCGUGGGCGUGGCGAGGCGCCGGGUCCGGCGCUUCGACAUCAGCGCGAACCGUGCUGCAUGGUUCUCCCCCUGCGAGCUCGCCAUUUCCAUCGAGACCGGGGCCGGCGCGGUCACGGCGCACGCAAAUCGGAGGAUGUUCCCUGGCAGAGGCGUGGCAGUGAUGCGCGCGCGCAAACGCAUCCUCGAUCGCGGCGCCGCCGCGGACGGACUCCGGUUCCUUGGCGCGCGGCCGACGGGGCCCUGGGAUGCCGGGGCGCUACGCGUGCUCGUGGCGCCGCGCCCUGCUGCGGAGCGAGCCUGCCAAACCCGGCGCUGCGCGACUGCGCUGCCGACCGCCUCCGCCGAGAGCCGGCGCGCGAAGACGAUGGCGAGGGCGAGGGCCGCUGGGGGGGCGGCGAAGAGUAAGGAGAUGCAGAAAGGACGCGAGCCCUCGCUCUGCUGCAGAAGAACCCGCAAGCGGAAAAGGACAGACAUGCGCUUCUUCCCCGCUUGGCGUGCUCGCAGAAGUGAAAUCGAAGGGCUCGCGGGUCGCGCAGCCAGAAAUUAUGUUGCGGCCAUGCGCGUCAGUGUCCCGCGCGACGCGAACGUGUGCAGUGGUGUCUGGAUCCUGCGGUGCUGGGUGCCCAAUGCUACAAAGCACGGUUUCGAGGUCAGACUGCGCCAAGUGCUGCUUGCGCAGCUGGCGCAGCGAAAUCCGCUGGGCCUCGCCGCUAGCUUCCAACGAAUCGCUGUUCGUUCCGUGGAGUUUCUCGACAUCCUGCUGCCGUGGCACCUGGGCAGCCCGCUGUGCACCGCCCGCUCGCCAGAGCUCGUCGAGGGCGACAUGGCGGAGGUGCUCUCGGUGGUCACGCUCCGGACUGGGGAGGACACGCAUCCAUCAAGGGUCAUCAGAGAGCUGGCGCCCGGCACGCUGCUGACGCUGCUGGCCGUCGGGCUGGGCCGCCGCGUAAAGGUGCAGGUGUACGGCGAGGAGAGCGCGGUGGGAUGGGCCAGCCAGGGAGCCGGAACAGUUUUGCGGCGCCCUGUCCGCACUGCGACCAAGCAAGGCCACCCCCUGGUCAUAAAGCGGGACUUCCAGCUUCCCGUGGAGGUCGAGAGGGGCAGCGUCCACAGGGUCAGGUCGGUGGCCACCGUGCGAGCCAGGGAGGACCUCGCGAGCGAGAUUCUGCGCGAGGUGGAGGCCCGCACGCUCGUCAGGAUCGAGGAGCGAGGCACGCGCAACGACCGCCGCGUGAAGGUCUCCGCCCUCGGGCAGGUCCUCGGGUGGAUCAGCACCUGCACCGUCCACGGCGAGCCGCUCCUCGGCAAGGCCCUGCCCGUCGGCGGCAGGGCGGCGGAGUCGCGGCGCAGCGUGUUCUGGGGGAGCAGCGCCAGCAUCGCGCUGCUGCUGGAGGCGGCCCGGUCCGACGACCUCGGUGAGGUGAAGCGGCUCCUCGAAGGUGGCUCCGGCGUGAUGUCCAAGCUCCCGAGACGGCCGAUCCUGAACGGCCGCGACGCCCUGGGGAAGACCGCGCUGAUGUACGCGUGCCACUACGGCAACAGGGACGUCGUCCACUACCUGCUGACGAAGGCGACGGAGGCCGAGGUCAACUCCGUCGACGACGCGUCGAAGAGCGCUCUGCACCACGCGUGCCGCGCGGGGGCGGUGCACGCCGAGAGCCGUCCUGCGGACCCGUCGGGCGCCGGCCUGGCCCGCGUCGAGAUCGUCUCCGCGCUGCUCGGCGCCAGGGCGGAGGCGGAGGCCCGCGACAAGAGCGGGCGCACCCCGCUCAUGUUCGCGGUGGCGAGUGGCGAGCAGAUGGUGGUGCAAAGGCUGUUCGUCGACGAGUGGGGCUACACCAAGGGAGAGGCCCGCGUGGACACGCACGAGCAGACGUUCAAAGUGGCGGGUGACUUUGUGGUGCGUGCGACGAGCAAUUUUGGCUCGACGAUGGUAGAGUGGCUGCCGCCGCCACAUCGAGCGUGGCACACGCCAAUCGGCUGCGCGCUCCUGCGAGCAUCCGCGCAGCCGAUGGCCUCGACGGGCGGCCCGACGGCGGCGCCUGCAGCAUCGGCAUCGGAGAAGGUGCCACCCGAGGCGCACGCAGCGUGGGACGAAUGCGCGAGGAGGGAGGCGCCGCCGCAGGCGCACGCAGCGGACGAAGGCGCGAGGAGGGAGGCGCAGCAGCAGGCGCACGCAGCGGACGAAGGCGCGAUGACGAGGCCGAAGCCCAGCACAACUCCAACGCCAACGCAGGCGGCACCCGUCCUGCGACACAAGCUGAUGAAGUAUGCCGACCUCCUCAAUGAUACCCGCAAGAUCUCGAAAAGUAUCAAGCAGUCUCUUGCUGAGGAUGCUGUGUUCAAGCUAAUCGCCUCGCGGUGA